Messenger RNA from Lichtheimia ornata, 1407 nucleotides. RefSeq lists its product as uncharacterized. The record is from RefSeq and is a predicted model, not a curated record. The coding region runs from base 1 to 1407 and encodes 468 amino acids. NCBI's taxonomy places the organism in Eukaryota, Fungi, Mucoromycota, Mucoromycetes, Mucorales, Lichtheimiaceae. The transcript is spliced from 7 exons.
AUGGUCGAGCUCACAGUCCACACAUUCACACAUCACUGCUUAGCUGAUGGGUCAUGCCACUGCGACUGGCGUGUCACAUUACAAAAUUGCGUCGAACAAAAAGCCAUGACGGGCGUUUACUAUGGCAACAUUGCCAUCUCUGCAUUAGUGUUUAUCAUUGGUGUCGCCUUGCUUGUACAUCGUAUUGGAUUCAAAGGCCAUCGACUUUUCGACUUUUCAUCAGCCAAAGGAUGCCUUCGGCCCAAACCGAUUGAUUGUAUGCUUGCCUUGCUUAUGAUUUUCAACUUGCUCCGCCUACUGACAAGUGUUAUUCUCAUUACGGAUGUCGCCCCCGACAUGGUCUCUCGCAUGUUCCUAUUCGAAUUUCCUUGGCAAUUUGGUUAUGGUGCAUUUGCGUUGUACCUUGUGGGUAUUGCACAAACAUUAGCUGAUAGCCACAAAGCGAUUUCAAAAGGUUGGCUACCAUCGCCAAGAACAGUGGAUGUCAUUGGCAGCACAUUCUUCUUUGCUCCGUUCAUUGCCAACAACAUUGUAGCACUUGUCGGAGGUGCUAUGGCCGAAACCAAUCUCUAUGCAGCCGAGGUUUGCGUACGGAUAUUAUACGUGCUUUGGUUCAUCCAUUGUUUUUCUCUUGGGAUUGCCGUACUGCUUUCGGGUAUCAAAUUGGUCCGCAUCCUUAAUGUGCAUCUUUCAAAGAUUCAAGCAUCUGGCCCCCGAUACACAGCUGUUAGAACCGGUAUCUUUAAGAUCCGAGCAGUGAUGGGCAUCAUUGUAACCUGCUUAUUGAUGUUUGCCAUCUUUUUGUUAAUGUACGGAGCUCUUCGACCAUUGAUCAUGAUCAAUCCACCAGGAUCCAUCUUUCUUGGUGUUAUCUGGAAUUACCUUGGCCCAUUAACUACGUUGUUUUGUGAAAUUGCCGUUAUCGCAAACCCCAAGAUCGGGAAUGCGGGUAUUGGCGGUCUCAAAACAUCUAGCGGCAGUGGCGGUAAAUCUGGAUCCAACGAACAAGACACACAGCAAUCAUCUUAUGUAACCACAAAUAUGGAGAGCAGCUUUCAGACCACCACCAUGAGCCAACACGCCUUUGAAGAUCUGAAACAACAACAAAUGCAAUAUGAACAGGUCUUUCAAAAGCAUAAUCAACGUUCCCAAUACAUGGGGAACAACACAACUCUCACCACCAACAAUACCAUCACCGGAUACUCUUCAUAUGAUAAUGACACGAUCUCGGGUAUUGGUAAUAUCGGCACUGAAAAGAUUGCUCUCGAUGAUUUGUACCCUUCAACAACGCACCAUGAUGACCCGGGGCAUCAUCAUCCUCAUUGGCCACCACCAACAGAGCGCCUUCCAGAAGAUCCUCAAGAUGAUCUUUCAUCCCAAGUACAAUUGAUGCGUGCAGAACGAUAG